GCCCGCUGUCACCUGUGCACGUGCACCAUGAGCCUUACGUAAGCCUGCUCAUGCCCAACCUGCCCAGGGCUCAUGUGCGGGCUAAGCUUUAGGACUAGAAACAGCCCUUCGCAGAAAACCUCCCUCCGAUGGGGCGACAGCUGCGCGCCGUGCACGCCGGUAGCUUAGUGAACAUUCGUUAAACGCGCACGGUGAUAGUGUUAUUUAGACGAUUAUAUUUUGGAUUCGUGUUUAUAUCCUAAUAUGGAAGUGGAGUGUUAGUGAGGGAGGCUGCGACGAUCUCACGGGACUUUACUGACCAACGGUUAACCAACAUCCAAGAUGAUCAACAUAGCGGGCGUGAUCUCCAUCAUCUUGUUCUACGUGUUAAUUCUGGCCGUGGGCAUCUGGGCAGGCCGCAAGAAACCACCAGGCAAUGACUCGGAAGAAGAGGUUAUGCUGGCUGGCCGGUCCAUCGGGCUGUUCGUCGGCAUAUUUACUAUGACUGCGACAUGGGUGGGCGGCGGCUACAUCAACGGCACCGCGGAGGCGAUCUACACGUCGGGGCUCGUGUGGUGCCAGGCGCCCUUCGGAUAUGCCCUCUCGCUGGUCUUCGGCGGCAUAUUUUUCGCAAACCCCAUGAGGAAACAGGGCUACGUGACCAUGCUGGACCCCCUGCAGGACUCGUUCGGCAGCCGCAUGGGCGGCCUGCUGUUCCUGCCAGCACUGUGUGGGGAGGUGUUCUGGGCUGCCGGCAUCCUGGCUGCGCUGGGCGCCACCCUGGCCGUGAUCAUCGACAUGGACCACCGCACCUCCGUGAUCUUCAGCGCAUGCGUGGCGGUGUUCUACACGCUGUUCGGCGGGCUCUACUCCGUCGCGUACACCGACGUCAUCCAGCUCUUCUGCAUCUUCCUCGGCCUCUGGAUGUGCAUCCCAUUCGCCUGGGCCAACGACUAUGUUAAACCACUGGGGGGCAUGGAGGUGGAUUGGAUUGGACAUAUCGACAAGAAAUACUACUGGUUUUAUCUGGACUAUGGGCUGUUGCUGAUCUUUGGAGGGAUUCCGUGGCAGGUAUAUUUCCAACGCGUACUGAGCAGUAAGACAGCAGGGCGAGCGCAGAUCCUAUCCUACGUGGCAGCCAUCGGUUGCAUCUUCAUGGCCAUCCCGCCCGUGCUCAUCGGAGCCAUCGCCAAAGCCACAGCAUGGAACGAGACCGGCUUCAAGGGGGACCUGACUGAGAACGGCGAGCUGACGUCAGACCAGACGUCCAUGAUCCUGCCCCUGGUACUUCAGUAUCUGACCCCGGACAUCGUGUCCUUCUUCGGCCUGGGGGCUGUGUCUGCCGCCGUCAUGUCCUCGGCUGACUCCAGUGUGCUGAGCGCUUCUAGCAUGUUUGCCAGGAACGUGUACAAGCUGAUUUUCCGCCAGAACGCAUCCGAGAUGGAGAUCAUCUGGGUGAUGCGCGUCAGCAUCCUAGUGGUGGGCUUCCUUUCCACGCUGAUGGCGCUGACCAUCCCCUCCAUCUACGGUUUGUGGUCGAUGUGCUCGGACCUUGUGUACGUGAUCCUCUUCCCGCAACUGCUGAUGGUCGUCCACUUCAAGAAGUACUGCAACACCUACGGCUCGCUCUCCGCGUACAUAGUGGCCCUACUCGUUCGGCUGACUGGGGGCGAGAAGAUGCUGGGGUUGGACCCGCUGAUUCACUACCCUGGGUGGGAUCCGGAAACGGAGCAACAACUGUUCCCCUUCAGGACCAUGGCUAUGGUGCUGUCGCUGUUCACGUUGGCGUUCAUAUCCUGGCUCUCUGUGUACCUCUUCAACUCCGGCUACCUCAGUCCCGAGUCCGACUACUUCAACUGCGUAGUCAACAUCCCCGAGGACAUGGGCCGUGUGGACGAGCCGUCCGAAGCCGGCGAGCAGAUGUCCGUACUCGGCGGCGUACCGGGCCGGCUGUACGGCGCCGCGUCCACGCUGGUCGGGCCGGACGAGCGCGCCGGACGCAUCAACCCGGCCCUGGAACCCGAUGACGACCUGGACGACCCCAACGACGGACCCACCCCCCUCUUCGGCUCGAGCUCGGCGCCCCCGCCCGUGCAGCCGCUCGGCAAACAGACAGCUUUCUGAGACGAUGCAUACUUCUACUAAAGAAGCACGGAUGGGAUGGUUAUAUGGGGCUCUGCAACUGAAUUAUUAAUCUUUGAAUGGAUAGAGUGUGGUUUGAUUGUAUAUCAUUUAAUUUAUUACUUGUUACUUUAUUGACGUGUAAAAGCGCUCGUGAAUACAUAUUUAAUCGUAAAUCGAUUUGUGAAGUAACAACAGAAACAUAAGCCAGAAUUAACAUUUUUUUUUCCAGUGUAAGGUCGGACGCCCUUUAAGACAGAACGUGUAGUUAAUUAUUUAUACUGAUGACAUUAUUUUAACUAACCUUAUUUUAAAUAGAAAAGAAAAGCUAUUUGUUAGAAAGAGAAAAAUUAAAAAUGUAACAGAGGAAAAAGUGUGUUUUAGUAGUACUUUGGAAUACAAAGUUGCAGAGUGUCGUAAAGCACCCGAUAUUGACUGGAACGAUGCUCAAUCAAGGACGUGUCUUCUUCCGAUUCUUUUGUAACCAACGACGUUUUUCACAUAGUUGUAAGUGCCAGCACUUAGACCAUUUAGAUCGGCCUGGCCUACCCUAGGCUGGAAGUUUUCGGAAGUUUAUGGCCUGAAAAAUUUUAACCGAAGAAGAGUAUAGCAUAUUUCUAUGCUGAUAGGAUUUAUUUUGAUCGAAGAGAGAAAGCUGAAGAUAUCAGCCUAGGGACAGGCAGAGCAAGCCCUCCCAUGGUAAUACGAUCGCAGUCUAUACAGUAUGUUUGUAUGUACUUAUACUUAAAGCUAGUAUCGCGAAAUCGCGUGUAAUGCAACUCAUACAUAUCAAAAUGAACUUUAAUUGUUAGAGAGAUAUUGUAUACAUUAUUUAUAUUAAAGAAGAUUCCUUAUUUAAGUCAAUUAACGUAGAGAUGGGAGCACAUAUGUGUUGCGUGCUUUAAAGCGAGUGCAUUUAGUGGCGGGUAUAGGUAUUGCAGUGUAACUUGGGGCUGUAGUAGCAAAAUAAUUUUUGAGUCUGUGUAUAAGUAAGUACAAAUAAGUAGGUAAUUAGAUUUUUUUCAUAGUUCGUUUUUUUUCGAAUAAUGGUACCUCAGGAAAUCUCGGUUACACUUUGUUAAAUCGUCUUCAGCAAAGAGGACAUGACGCAUCUUUUAUUAAUGUCGCGAAUCGAGAUGUAAAAGUUGCUAAUAUUUUUGAAAUUUAAUAUAUUUUGAAACUUUGAUGGAUGGUAAUUAUUUUAUUGUAGGUACUAAAUUUUUAACCUCUAAUUACCAAAAUUCGAUAAUGGUAUUAAAAUACAGUAAUUUAGUCAAAUAUGUAGUGGGUCUAUUUGGACUAUGUACUUGCAGUGGCCUCAACGUACAUUGCGAUACAUAACCCGCAGUGUAGUGGCGUGGCGCGUGGGCGAUGAAUUGGUUCGAACAGUAUUCAUGAAAUUGUAUCAAUUUCAAAUACCCACAUAGAUUAUUGUCAACUAAAACGCUGUAUAGGCAAAUUAACGAUGCAAUAUUAUUUUUAUUACAAAUUGACGCAAUAUAGAUGUUAUUGUUUUAUAAUGUUAGCUUAGUAGAAAUUUUAUUUGUAAAUAUUUGUUUUAUAUCGCUUAGAUCUCUAUUGCUUCUCACGAAAUUAGUGCUAGACUUUAUAAAUAUGUAUUAAAAGCAUUUAUCGAAGCAAAGCUGCAGAAUUUUCCAAAUGUUUAUUUAACUCAGAUGCAUAAUGUAAACUAAACGAAACUUAGGAAUAAUGAAUUUUAUUGAAAGGUAUAUAGUGUAGGCUUUAAGCCUAACUUUAAGUAUGUGCAGAUAUAUUUGUUUCAAAUCUGCACAUUGUAUUUGUACGUGUGCACGGUAUAUAGCGCACUAGGGCCUUGUUUCCACUGACACGGAAAGUUUACAAAAAGUUACCGGUGCUCCCGGAGCUCUCCUAAAUAUUUCGCAAAAAUUUAAUCAAAAUAGAAAUUCUGGAAAUGAAAAUUUUCUACACAAAAUUAUGAGAAAAUUUUUCGUAGUUUUGUAAACUUUCCGGCUACACAUCAGUGCCUGUGCCUGAACACAGGACACGUGUGACCCUGUAGGAUACGUUUUAACUAUGUGUGUAUCGGUGUUCAAUAUAGGCUUGGUCCCCUCCCCACCGACCAAAUGUCCAAAUUAUUAUACUCGUUCACGCUUUGACACUAAAGUCUAUCCUAUAUAUCUGUUUUAAAUUAUUGUUAUUACUAAAUUAUAUGCUGUAAAGCUAUAUCAUAGUAUAAUGGAAGUUUAGGAUCUGCGUUGCAAUAUAUCAAAGUAUAUUUUUAAUGUGAUAUACAAGUCAUCUGCCUAUAUGUAGGUAUAUAUAGAGUUUGCUAAGACUUGGACACGAAACAUAUCAAAUAAAUGUGACUUAAUGUUAACUUAUUGAACAUAUCUUAACUUUAGAGACGGAUACAUAUCAGUAAUUGUAAGUAGACAUAGGAUCGUUGUUGUUCUUCGGCCGCGCUUUCUAACUACAGUAGUCAAUUCUCAUUACAUUUAUACCAUAAAUGUCAGAUAUUAAAUAUUUAUUGACAUAUUUUAUUUUGAAUUAUAUCCAGUUAAGAACAUUUAUUAUUGAAGUGCAACAUAUAUAUUUAAGUGAGAAUAUUAUACAAGAAAAUAUUUAUACAUAUUCGAAAUAAAAUUAUUUAUUAAUUGAUUUCGAAUGAAUACAAAAACAAUGAAUACAAUUUGGCGACAUAAUGUAACUGAAAGUCGCCUUUCAAUUUAGACUUCAAUAAUGACAAAUUGAGUUUAAAUACUAGGAAAUAUUCUGAGAAGCAAUAAAUAGUUUUACGAACAUUGCCUUUCAUGUUCUUGAAUGGUUCAAUCAAGCUGGAUAACUAAUACUAGCCUUUGGUGGUGAUGUAACUUUGUUUUGUGGUCAAAACUCGCUCACUUUUACAAGGUUUGUCUGAAUAACAAUGAGAUGUGAGAUAUAAUGCCCUAGACUACAUUAUUAAAAUUACAUCUAAUCAAGUAAUUAUUGACUUGAAAUUUACAAAACUCAGUUAUUAUUGAACGGCAUAAAAGUUUAGUGUUAUCAAAGUUUAGUAUUCUAAAUGUUUAUAAAAGGGCUUAUUAUCUAAUUUAAAAAAGGCCAAAAAUAUAAUUGAUUGGUCAGAUCAGGGGGGUUACCAUGACGUACUAAAGACGUUCAGUUUAGGUUGAGAGAAAGGGACACAGCUAUAGCAGUUACAUAGCUCCGUCCCUCUCUCUCAACCUAAACUGAACGGCUUUAGCACGUCAUGGUAACCCCCCUGUUAUCAGUUUAAAAUUUUAUUGUUGUGGCCAAAUAUUGAACAAUUGAAGUCACAACGAUAAGCAAACAAUUUUUUUAUUUGUUUAUUGUAUUUCUAAUGAUGAAUUGACUUGAAAUAAGUUGGUUAAUAAAAUUGCAAGAUUUUUAAGUUGUGUAUUGUUUUUAUAAUAUUUAUUAUGAUACUUUGCAUCACGUUAUUUUUCAAGUUUUAUUUAUUUAUUUUAUUUUAUUUUAUUUGUUAGGAAAACUUACAGCUAAAGUUACAAUAAGGCGUAUAACAUAAAAACAAUGAGCCAAUAACAAGUUUCCACAGAUAGAAACUGGGCAAAGUACAUGUUUAAGUGAAAAACAAUAUAUAAAAAAAUAUAUCUAUAUCUUUCUAUAUAAAUAUAUAUAUGACUGAAUCUACAUACAUAUCAUGAAAUUGAAGUAUAUAAAUAUUUUACUUAUGUUAGUUUGGCGCGUUUAGGUUAGGAAGCGAUCGGUCCACUGUUAGAUUGUAGAUAUACUAUUGACUUAUUCCUAGUUCUUGUUGAAUAUUGAAACUGUGAAAUGUGUACCGUUGUGGACUCGCCGUACGGCGCAAUAAACAUAGUAUGUCGAG
This is a messenger RNA of Leguminivora glycinivorella, 5947 nucleotides long. It is a transcript of the gene ChT, whose product is annotated as high-affinity choline transporter 1. Gene Ontology annotation, cellular component: plasma membrane. Gene Ontology annotation, biological process: transmembrane transport; acetylcholine biosynthetic process; choline transport. Lineage: Eukaryota; Metazoa; Arthropoda; Insecta; Lepidoptera; Tortricidae. Gene Ontology annotation, molecular function: choline:sodium symporter activity. The record is from RefSeq and is a predicted model, not a curated record. Bases 322 to 2103 code for a protein of 593 amino acids. The transcript is spliced from 10 exons.